AUGACCAAAUAUGAUGUGAAGAAUUAUCUGGAGAAGAUCUAUAAUGUUCCGGUGGGUGUGGUUCGCACCAGGAUUCAAUUUGGCUCCAAUAAGAAGAGGAACCACCUGAACCAAAGGGUGAAGCAGCCCGACUACAAAGUUGCGUAUAUCCAGUUGGCGCAGGGCGAGAGCUUCACUUUCCCCGACCUGUUCCCCGACAAGGAGACGAAACCGGCGGAGGGCUCGGUGGAGGAGAUGCAGGAGAAAUUCAUGGAGGAUGAGAAGCAGAGGCAGCGACUUGACCCCCGGAGAGGAGGGGUCUCGGAGUGGUUUGGACUUUGA
Molecule: messenger RNA, 321 nt
Organism: Knipowitschia caucasica
Lineage: Eukaryota; Metazoa; Chordata; Actinopteri; Gobiiformes; Gobiidae
Source: the annotation of a GenBank genome assembly